UCCACCUCAUCGUAGGGGAUGUGCAUGCAUACUUUACACAUCCCACUUAAUAUCACGACACCCACACAACGGGCCUCCCACGCGUCCAGUUUAGGCCCUCCCAUGGAAUUAAGCCCCUGUGUUAACUCGCUACUAAAGAAGCGUUGCCCUCUUCCCCGUUAGGCAUCACCCUGCAUUAGUAAACAACCCUCAGUUAAUAUCACAACCCUGCACAGAUCAACUCAUACACAGUGAGGACCACUCUCCGUUUUUGUGCUUCUCUUGUUUUGGUUUAUCAAGAAACCAAAGUUUCAAGAAAAGGAUGAGCAUUCAGGAGGACGUCAAGCAGCAGCACCUGGCCGGCCCGGGACCCAUGUCCCCAGCCCCAUCCAGUACCAAGAAAACCCCGAGGAUGCCCAAGUGUUCCCGAUGCAGGAACCACGGAUACAUGUCUCCCCUGAAGGGACAUAAGCGUUUUUGCAACUGGAGAGAUUGCCAAUGUCCGAAAUGCAAACUUAUUGCAGAGAGGCAGAGAGUAAUGGCGGCUCAGGUGGCCCUACGUCGUCAGCAGGCCCAGGAAGAGGAGCUUGGGAUAUGUAGUCCCAUAACGCUGUCCAGCUCUGACAUGGUGGUGAAGAAUGAAGCGGGUGGCAACUGCUUGUAUUCAGUGGAGGGCUGCUCCCCUACCACGUCCUCCAGCUUCUCUGCAUCAACCCCCAUCAAUGGGGGCAGCCCUUCCUCAUCCUCCAGCCCCCCCGUCAAGCCCCAGGCCGAAGGGACCUCUGACCUGACGGUGGACGCCUACUACAACUUCUACCAGCCCAGCCGCUACCCUGCCUACUACAACAACCUGUACAACUACCAGCAGUACCCGUCCAUGACCGGCAGUGAGGGCCGUCUGAUGGGCCACAACGUGUCCCCCCAGUACCGCAUGCACUCCUACUACUCGGCCGCCUCCUACCUGAGCCAGGGCCUGGGUACCCCCUCCCUGGGUACCCCGGCCUGCGUCCCCACCGCCACCCCCCUGCCCAUCUUCAGCCUGGACGACAACAACAACUGCACCGAGGCCAGGAUGGCUGCCUAUUCUCCAGGUGCUGGCGGCGGCGGCGGCGGUCACGACUCCUCCAUGGCCUGUCUCUCCAUCAGCUCCCUGGGCUCCUCCGGGGGCAAGGGGGUUUGUGACGUCGCCGGUGGGUCGUCCAACUACUCCGUCGACUCCAUCGCCCGGGAUGGGGCCAAGUGAAGCCCCUUCUAGGGCUUUGUUUUUUCCGAGGGCGGUACUGUUGUGUUGUUAAAGGCCUUCAUUGUGGUCCUUUCAAGGGUUUAGUU
Molecule: messenger RNA, 1308 nt
Organism: Gadus chalcogrammus (walleye pollock)
Lineage: Eukaryota; Metazoa; Chordata; Actinopteri; Gadiformes; Gadidae
Product: doublesex- and mab-3-related transcription factor 1-like
Exons: 5
Coding region: 302-1222 (306 amino acids)
Biological process (GO): regulation of transcription by RNA polymerase II; sex differentiation
Cellular component (GO): nucleus
Molecular function (GO): RNA polymerase II cis-regulatory region sequence-specific DNA binding; DNA-binding transcription factor activity, RNA polymerase II-specific
Source: RefSeq, a predicted model, not a curated record